This is a messenger RNA of Mercurialis annua (annual mercury), 988 nucleotides long. Its product is annotated as alpha carbonic anhydrase 7-like. The record is from RefSeq and is a predicted model, not a curated record. Lineage: Eukaryota; Viridiplantae; Streptophyta; Magnoliopsida; Malpighiales; Euphorbiaceae. The coding region runs from base 80 to 946 and encodes 288 amino acids. The transcript has 6 exons. Gene Ontology annotation, molecular function: carbonate dehydratase activity; zinc ion binding.
UUUGGAUGAUUUCCAUCUCAAAAAUCCUUAGGUACAUCAAAAUCUGAUUACAAAGUAUUAAUAAAACACUAGUUAAAAGAUGGCAAUUCAACUCCUUUGUAUCACUUUGUUCAUUUCUUUCCUCCUUCAUGCCAUCCCUACAUCUUCCCAAGAAACCGCGGAUGAGCAUGAUUUUGAUUACAGAAAUAGUGAGAAGGGACCAGGUAGAUGGGGAUUGCUUCGUAAGGAAUGGAGUGCAUGUAGCAAUGGAUCCAUGCAGUCCCCUGUUGAUCUCCUUAAUGAAAGAGUUGAAGUUGUUUCUCAUUUAGGAACACUUAAAAGAAGCUAUCAUCCUUCAAAUGCUACUCUUAAGAAUAGAGGUCAUGACAUGAUGUUGAAUUGGGAAAGUGGAGCAGGAAGUCUUCAAAUUAAUGGCACUGAUUAUAUUCUCAAACAAUGUCAUUGGCACUCCCCUUCUGAGCACGCCGUAAAUGGCAAACGGUAUGAUUUAGAGAUCCAUAAGGUCCACGAAAGCAAAGACGGAAAGGUUGCCGUAGUCGGAAUUAUGUACAAAAUUGGCAGACCAGACUCUUUCUUGGCAUCAUUGGAAGACCGAUUAAGAUUGGUUGCUGGCAGUAAAAAAAAUGAGACUAUAGCUGGCAUAUAUAAUCCAAUGGACAUAAAAAUAGGAAGCAGAAUGUAUUACAGUUAUAUCGGAUCUUUAACAAUUCCUCCUUGCACGGAAAAUGUUCUAUGGAUUAUUUUUAGAAAGAUAAGAACUGUUGGUAGUGAACAAGUGAAACUACUCCGUGUAGCAGUCCAUGACGAAUCAAAUUCGAAUGCAAGACCAAUACAAGUUAUGAAUGGAAGAUCAGUACAGCUAUAUAAUAACCAGAAAAGAAUACUACCACAUAAAUUGCUUGUGGAAUUGUCGCUAAAUUUGCUAAUAAUGUUAUGUUUAUUAUGAAAAAUUCUUACCUACAUCUUGUCCAUGAAAAUUUUAUAAAUU